AACAAACCCUACCCCACAUCCACUUCCAGAUGAGCCACGAGGCCGGCGGCGACGAGAUGGCCCUCCGUCGCCGCCACCCGCCGACGGCCGCGCCGCUGGAAGACGAGGACCUCCUCGGGGAGAUCCUCCUCCGCGUCCCCCCGAUGCCCUCCUUGCUCCCCCGCGCCUCCCUCGUCUCCAAGCUAUGGGGAGCCGUCGCCGCCGCCCCCUCCUUCCGCCGCCGCUUCGUCGCCCACCACCGGAGGCCCCCCGUCCUCGGCUUCUUCGAGAAGGGCGACGGGGAGCUGGUCUUCACACCCAUCCUCGACCCUCCCGACCGCAUCCCUCGCGCGCGCUUCUCCCUGCGGCCCGGCGGCGACGGCGACGAUUUCUGUGGCCCGUUCAAUUCGUGGGUUCUGCUCGGGUGCCGCCACGGCUGGGUCCUUAUCGUCAUCCGGUUUUGGCCUAUGCUCCUCGUGUUUCAUCCUGUCUCCGGUGACUGCCGCAGCGUGGACAUUCCGUCAGAUUUCUUACAGUGUGUGCGCGACUUCAGCGGAGCCGUGCUCUGUGCUGCAGGCGACGACCAGGGCCACGUGCACGGAGACUGCCACUCGUGCCCCUUCAAGGUUGUCUUGGUAGGCACCAGAGAGAAACAAGAUCUCACCGUCGCCUGGGUUUACUCCUCAGAGACCGGCAUGUGGGGAGAUCAAGUUUCGACGACGCAACCAUGUGCCGGUUUGGUCUACCAUCUCCCCGGCAUGGUUAACCGUCUCCCCUGCACGCUUGUGGGCAAUGUCCUCUACUGGUUGUUGCAUGGGUCAGACAAUGGCAUACUCGAGUUUGAUUUGGAUAGCCAGAGACUGGCUCUGAUAGAGAGGCCUUCAAGUGCGGGCAUCAACCGCGGCAACAGUCGGAUCAUCAGGUUAGAGGAUGGCAGUGUUGGCCUCGCUGUAUUUUUGUAUCCGACCUUCAAUAUGUGGAAACGCAAGGUCAGUAGUCACGGUGUUGCCUCAUGGGUGCGGCACAAGAUUAUUGACAUUCACAAGAUCAUUGGUCUGCCACGUCGGAUCAAGACAGGGAAGGGAGCUAUAGUGGGGUACUCCGAGGAUGCUAACGCGGUUUUUAUAUCGGUGUCUGGCUAUUUACAAUACUAUGCCUUCAUUGUUCAACUUGAGUCCAUGCAGUCCAGGAAACUUAAUCAAAUAUUUUUCGAGAAUUCCUACCAUCUGUUCGCAGAUUUCUAUACUGCAGGUACAGUUCCAGCCAUUGAGCCAACACAGCAGCAAAGUAUUGUUCCAGCAAUUGAGCCACCACAGCUGCAGGGUGGUCGCAUGAUUCAGUUGAUCAGUAGGAUUUUCGUCUGCACCAGCAUUUGGUGGUUUUCCCUUCUCGUAUCUGACUGUAAUGUGGUGUAAGAACUGGUUAUAUUCCGUUGAGCAAUUAAUGGAAAGGUGUGAAGGCCCGGUUGGGAGAAAAAUCAGCACUUGGUUGUAUGACUUGAAUAGGAGAACAGUGGGCAGGUAAGCACUACGUAGUAAGAAAAAGGACAUGCUAAUUUAGUUUUCGUUAGUUUUCACUGUUAUUACCAUCUGUUUGCAGCUUCCUAAAAAUGAGUGGUGUCAUGAUCAUUUGACAGAAUGAAGAAAAUAAAGGAGCAUAGGCCGAUAGGAAUGGAACUUGUGAGUUAGUAGUACCUUGCUUUAAGCGAAAAAGUUAAUUUUCCUGUUUGUACGGCAGCAAUACAUAUCAGUAAAAGCAAAAUAAUGUUUAUGAAGCAGUUUUUGACGUGGUAACAGAUUAUCAGUAAAACCAAAGCAUGCCAUAGCUAUACAUUGAAUUUUUUUUGAAUCAUAACUUUGCUUCUAUAUCAGAUGCAUAGUGUUCUCCAAAAUAUGUAUGUGCUCCCAUAUUGGUAUUUUUUUACAAGGUGAGAUCUUAUGCUCUGGUUGUACCAAUCAACCAGUUCGUUAUUUUUCCUAUAUGUAUUAUAAUUAUGGAUGUUAUACAAUUGGUACUUUCCAUUUGCGGCAGUUUCCUUGAUUCGGUAGUUGCAUUGUGUGCAUCAAUACGUUGCUCGAUGGAUUAGUUCUCCAGCUCAUAUCAGUAGUUUAGGCCACCAUUUAGCUUUUGGACCCAGAAGUUGGAAAAUUUGGCUCGGCUAGCUGCAAGAAUUGCACUAGAAUGGAAAGCUGGAGAAGUUGCAUCUUCUUAGGGUGUGUUUGGUUCAGGAACGAAUUGUAAUGGAAUGUCGUCGUUCCAUUCCACUAGAAUUGGUCGGUUCUGUCCUUGUGUUUGGUAGGGGCAACUCAAAAUGGAAUGGUUACAUUUUGGUGUUUGGUUUUAGAGAUGGAAUAAAAUGGAUACGUUCAUCUCAUCUUGAGUUAGAUUCGUUUUCAGUCAAACAAAAAUCGCUGAAUAAAGUGGUCAUCCAUCCAUCAUGCAACAAAGGCAGAUAAACGUUGAAUUGGAUUUCAGAACAGGAGUGUUAGCAUAGAUUCAUGAACCGAAGGCUUGAGCACGCUCUGCCAAAAAUAAAUCACAGAGAAAAACAAAAAGGAAAAGAUUGGGACUCAAGCACAAGAUGAACAGAAGCCACCCAAAUACCAAAGUAUGGAUCUGAUUGCUACAAGAAAAAGGUGCUUCUUUUCUGAUUUCAGUCCUGGCGGGGUGUGCUCAGGCGAUGCCAACAGCCGGCGCUUGGAGCGGCUGCUCCAGCAAGCGUGGAGGCUUGGUGCUUCCCGGCGUGUCGCGCGAGCACGGCGACAGCAUGGCCUCCCCGGCCUUGCUCGUAUCAUCUUCCUUGGCCUCCGCCGGCUCGACACAGCUGGUGCACGGAGUGCGGAUGUGGUGCCCGAGUCUGCUAUGUACUGGUGGCGGUCUCCUCCACCGGCGACGAACGCCCGCCUCACCGGAAGAGAG
Molecule: messenger RNA, 2898 nt
Organism: Triticum aestivum (bread wheat)
Lineage: Eukaryota; Viridiplantae; Streptophyta; Magnoliopsida; Poales; Poaceae
Exons: 4
Coding region: 30-1394 (454 amino acids)
Molecular function (GO): protein binding
Source: RefSeq, a predicted model, not a curated record